GGCGGAGUCGUCUUCCUCUCAGAUGGAGGAGUCAGCAGCUUAGUAAACAACUGGGUGAAAAGAUUAGUUUAGAGCAUUUUGAGUCGGUGUUAUUAUUUCCUGAAGCUGAAGCCAUGUUCGUGGUGUGUUCGGGCUCUUCAGUUUGAGGAUGGAGUCAUCUUGUCUGGACCUGGCACUGGAAGGUGAGCGCCUCUGUAAGGCUGGAGACUAUCGUGUCGGUGUGUCCUUCUUUGAGUCUGCCAUCCAGGUUGGAACCGAGGACCUGCAAAUCCUUAGCGCCAUCUACAGCCAGCUGGGCAACGCCUACUUUCAUCUACAAGAGUAUAACAAAGCCUUGGAGUACCAUCGGCAUGACCUCACACUUACCAGAACAAUUGGAGAUGAGCUUGGUGAGGCAAAAGCCAGUGGCAACCUUGGGAAUACAUUAAAGCUUUUGGGACGGUAUGAUGAAGCAGUGAUUUGUUGCCAAAGACAUUUGGAUAUCACCAGAGCCAUUUAUGAUAAGGUUGGGCAGGCUCGAGCGCUGUAUAAUUUCGGCAACGUUUACCACGCCAAGGGUAAGGGCAUCUGCUGGACUGGAGCCGAGCCAGGAGAGUUCUCAGAGGAGGCUAGGAUAGCCCUGCGGAAGGCUGCGCAGUACUAUGAAGCAAAUCUGUGUGUGGUGAAGGAGUUGGGCGAUAAGGCAGCCCAAGGUCGUACCUAUGGUAACCUUGGCAACACGUAUUAUCUUUUGGGAGACUUUAAAACUGCAAUAGCAGCACAUGAAAAGCGGCUACUCAUCGCUAAAGAGUUUGGGGAUAAGUCUGCCGAGAGGAGGGCCCACUGUAACCUUGGCAACGCUCACAUAUUCCUCAAUCAGUUUGAAGUGGCGGCUGGUCAUUACAAGAGGACUCUGCAGCUGGCCAGGCUUCUGAAGGACAAAGCAGUGGAGGCUCAGGCCUGUUACAGUCUGGGCAACACCUACACACUACUUCAGGACUAUGAGAGAGCCAUUGAUUACCACCUCAAACAUCUGGUCAUUGCUCAGGACCUCAAUGACAGAGUCGGUGAAGGAAGAGCAUACUGGAGUCUAGGAAAUGCCCACACCGCCCUGGGGAAUCAUCAGCAAGCCAUGUACUUCGCUGAGAAACAUCUGGAAAUUGCCAAAGAGACUGGAGACAAAAGCGGUGAGGUGACAGCCAGGAUGAACUUGUCGGACCUACGGCUGGUCGUAGGCCUGAAGUCCAACUCCAACCUCCACCCGAGCAUCUUCCGCAACACCAACACUAACAGCUCUGCUCUGACAGCAAGCUUUCAGGGUUACCCCAACCUCUCAGGGGCCAAAUAUCCAUUAAGGAGAACAGGCAGCGCAGAGAACCAGGAACUGUACACAAGUCCUGACAAAAAACAAACUGGAGAUUCAUCGGCACAUCCGGAUUGGGAUGAGGAAGUAUUCCCUGGGUCGUCAAAAAAUAACACAAUUAAGGCCUCUACUAAGCUCUUCCUCUUCCACCGGCUGAAAAGCAAGAAGCAGAAGAACAACAAAUCAUCUCCUAAAGAUCAGCAUGAAAUCCACACAGAGCACCCUGCUCCUGAGCUGGUCGCACCAGUGUCUCCUAAGCCAGGAUCACGGGACACUAUUGGAGAGGACGGCUUUUUCGACCUCCUCUCUCGUUUCCAGGGCAACAGAAUGGAUGACCAAAGGUGCUCCCUACUGGAUGGCCAGAGCCAUCACCCUACUCACUCCUCUCCCUCCUCCACCCCACCUGUAGCUGAAAGGAAAUCUAUUUUGGAGUGCGAAACACCGUUGCAGGAUCCUGGUCAUUUCCUGGAGCUGCUGGCCAGCUCCCAGGCCCGUCGUCUGGACGACCAACGAGUCAGCCUCAGCCAUUUUCCUGGCUUACGUCUCAGCACCUCCAACCUGCCUCGUACACCCUCCACCUCCAGCACAGAUCAAGUCCAACCACAAGCCCCCAUCUCCAGUAUAGAUACCCCUCACACACCCUCCCUGUACAGUCGACUCGAGGCAAGCGCUGAGCAGCCUGAGGGGGAUGAUGUCUUCUUCGACAUGCUAGUGAAGUGCCAGGGCUCCCGGCUGAACGAUCAGAGGUGUGCUGCUCCACCGUCUGCAAAUAAGGGACCAACUGUUCCAGAUGAGGAUUUUUUCAGUCUCAUCCUGCGUUCCCAGUCCAAUAGGAUGGAGGAGCAGCGAGUCCUGCCGCCUGCUGUCACACAAUCCAAACCAGACUGACUGCAUGAGUGACUUUUUCUUAUUGUCUCAGGAUAACAGAUGAAGUAACCAAGCUUCUUUUUUUCCAUGAAGAUUUUUUGUAACUCGAAGUAGUCUUGAUUCAUACCUUUUUGGAUUGUCUUGGCAACAUUCCUGUGAGACUACCAAGAAUACAGAGGACACUAUGAGGAAUCAAGGUCUUCAACAAUACAAAACUGAUCAUUGUGACUGUACAAUCAUGGGAAAUUUAGCUUUUCAGGAUUUCUGGACUUGUUUUUCGAUAUCCGGCAGUGUCUCUGGGUUGUCACAACAUUUUUUUGUGGCGGUCCAUGCAACUUGUUUUAAUCAGAGACCUCUGUACCAGCAGUGACAUCUGCCGACUCUGAAGGCUUGCAUCAAGCUACUCAACCUUUGGGAUGAGGUGGUACGUGUUUGGACCAAACGUACUGUAAACCAAACAGAAGGGAUUUCUACUUUAGGAUGGACAAAAAAGACAUUAUCUGAACCUGUCUCAGAGGCUAUUAAGCAAACUGGAACAUUGUAUGGCCUGUUCUGCCCAUCUACACUACACUAACACAAGGUCUUUCAGAGUGGUACAUCUUGGUUUAAAUUGAUCUCAGACCUCUUCAACAAUAACUCAGAGUCAACAGACAAAGCCACUCUGGGGAAAUAAAGGUCCACAAUCACCUUUAGUACUGCACUGGUGAUCAGUGGAGCCAUUUAUAAAAUCUGCUUCUUGAUAUUGCUUUUAAAGUCUUAAAGACUGCCAUCUUAAUUGUGAAAGGUUGUAUGUUUUUAUUGCCAUGAACUAAAAUAGAAUUUUUGUUUUUGUUGUAACAAGAUUUAACAGGGAAUUAAGUAGUGUCAGAAAAAAAAAGUUUUUUCGCUUUUAUAUUGAUACCUAUUCAGACAACGGAGAAAUAAAAUCUCAUGAAUUUACAUUCCAACUUAUUUAUUUAACCUUGAUUUCAUUAUCUUUAGUGUACAACAUGGACUUCCUUCCAAGUGACAUGAUUUGAGAAAAACAACACAAAUUUUACAUUUCAGUGUCAAAUUUCUUCCCUCUACAUGUCAAUAUAAAUAAGUGUAAUUACAAAGUGUCUUCUGCAUCAGUGCAUCAUACUGAGACCAGGCUCCUCAUGUCCACUGGGGUUCAAUCUUUUCAGCACUGAAAAACUCCUUCACUUUAAAAACAAUCACCUUAGCAAACCUGCGGCUUAAUGUGAAGAAAAUAAAGAUUUUCAACACCCCCCAAUGAAUAUAAUAGUACAAAGUGCACAAUCAUGGUUAGGUUAUAGUUUAUACAGUACUGUUAGUAGCUCCACAUUAAAGGCCUGCUAUGCCUCUGAAGUUAGCCUCUCUUCAUGCCUCCUCAACCUGAAAGAAGAAAGUGGCUGAGCUUAGAUUCUAUUAGAUGUUAUGUCUAACUACACAGAGUAUUAAAAAGUGCUGACCCACUGUGCUUGCAUCCCCAGUUUCAUUAGUGCUAGUAAGGGCCACCCAAAUGAGUUUGUUACCACCUAAAAAUCAAACGCCAGGAUGACAAUGAUAUUCGACUCCCAGCAGAAUAAAAUGACCAGUUGACCUACCUGGUGAUGCAGCUGUUGAAGAAGCAGCUGUUGUUCUCGUCGAGUCUGAACACCCCCGAGUUUGGCAGAUCUUUACACACAGAUAAGAAAUUUUGCAGCUCUGAUGUUGGGAUUCCACUCUGCUGCUGCUGCUAAAUGAUGCGAGUUAAAAAGGUGACAGUUAGCACAGAGUGUGGCACAGCCAACUACAACAACCACUAAUCAAACAUUACUCUUUUCCAGUGGUGGAAGUAACUACAUUUAGUCAAGUACUGUACUUUGAGGUUCUUGUACUUUACUGGAGUAUAUCCAUUCUCUGCCGUUUAUAUCUUUAAUCCACCACGAUGCAGAACAAAUAGUGUACAUUUACUCCAUAGCAUUUAUUU
Messenger RNA from Chelmon rostratus (copperband butterflyfish), 4163 nucleotides. Its product is annotated as G-protein-signaling modulator 2-like. The record is from RefSeq and is a predicted model, not a curated record. Bases 149 to 2230 code for a protein of 693 amino acids. The transcript is spliced from 15 exons. Gene Ontology annotation, molecular function: GTPase regulator activity; protein binding. NCBI's taxonomy places the organism in Eukaryota, Metazoa, Chordata, Actinopteri, Chaetodontiformes, Chaetodontidae.